Molecule: messenger RNA, 921 nt
Organism: Symbiodinium natans
Lineage: Eukaryota; Dinophyceae; Suessiales; Symbiodiniaceae
Source: the annotation of a GenBank genome assembly
AUGGCGCCUCGGAGGGCCGGCAGGUCUCGCCAGGUGUGUCUCUGCUUGCUGAUGGCAGGGCUCGCCAGCAUCUACUGUGGCAUGCACGUGUACCCACAGGCACGAUCAGGAUCGGGGAAGCACCAGAUGAGAGUCUUCGUGACAUUGAGCACGAUGUUCCUGAUGUGCCUGCUGCGCACGGCGUACAAGCUCCCUGGGACGGUGCCGCAGAGUUUCAAAGCUGGAGAAAGUCGUGGGGAACUUCCGGUCCACACACGUGAGGCGAAGAAGACCGGCGAUGUCAGGAAGUGCAAAUGGUGUGGGACGCUGAAACCAGACAGGUGCCACCAUUGCAGGGCGUGUGGAGCAUGCAUUCUGAAAAUGGACCAUCAUUGCCCCUGGAUCCGUUCUUGUGUCGGCUUCUACAACUACAAGUAUUUCCUCCAGGUCCUCCUCUAUGCAACCACCCUUUGUAUAUUCAUGUCCUGGACCAUGGGAAAGUCCACAAUGCGAUUGAUGAGCGGGUCGGCUCCGUUGUGGCUCAAAGCUGUCAUGUGCUUCGGGGAGGUGCUCUUGAUUCUCUUGAGCAUUGCUCUUGCGCUCUUUGCAUCCUUUCAUCUUAGGUGUGUGUACCACGGCCAAACAACCCUAGAGUUCUGCGAGAAGCUGCGACGUAGCACGAGGCCCUGGAACCCUGACAUGUACAACCUGGGGCCUUGGCAGAACUUCAAGGCCGUGUUUGGGCCCAACCCACUUCUUUGGCUUAUCCCCUUCGGGCGACCCGAAGGUGAUGGCUUGUCGUUUCCGGGUUGUGUCCAUGAGGAACACGCCUCCCAGGCCGCGAAGGUUGAUGGCGGCAUCUCAAGCAAGGUGGGAUUGCUGUCUCCGGUACGGCGCCGUCCGCCUGCCAACAAAGAUGUCUUAUGCAGUGAUCAGAUGUGA